AUGUACUCCCUUUUAUUCCAAGUUUCAAAGAUCUUGCAUAUAGUAAUUUUUAAACACAUUUUUUAACAAUUAAUUAAGUAUCUCUUGCAUCAUCUUUCAAAAUUAUUAAAAAGUCGUUUACCUUGUUAAUUGUUCUAGCAAUAUCAGUAGUAUAUAAGAUUAUGGUUUGAAGCAGAUAAUUAAUUUCUAAAAUACAAAGCAAUUAGCUCAUCAGUAGAAGUAAAUUAUUCCUUAAUCAUUAGACCUAGUCUUACUAUUCUUUAUAAAUAUUGAAUUCUCAAUUGGUCAAAAACCAUUUCCCAAGAUUAGGGUUAAACUAAGCAUAGCAAAAAUAUCAAAAUGCGUAUUGCAAAUUAGAAGGCAAAGAUUACCAAAAUGAUUAUAAAUUAAUUCCCCUCUAAAUUAAUCUUUAGAUUUCUCUCAAUCUAUAAUAAUUUAAAUUAAUAAAAUUACUUCCCAUUCCAACUUGCUCAAAACUUAUAUUUAUAUCAGCCUUUCAUAAUUUCAAGCUUUAAACUCAAAUGUAUGUAGUAUUAAAGUAUGCUGAUCUCUCCGCAUUUUAUCCUCUUAACAUCAAUAUAUAAAGUCGAGUAUUCUCUCCUGAGUUUCAGCGUGUAAAUUCCAACAUGCAACUUAAAGUGAAGCAAUUCAGGAUUCGAAUAACUUAAUCUUACUCAUUAUACAAGGGAGUUUAGGAUUAAAUUUCAUUCUUUACCUAUCAGCCGCUUAACCAGUCUAUUAAGUCCUCUAUUAAAUGUUUCAAAUUCUACACUUUUAUUAUUAGAAUGACAACCUCAACUUUGCUAGAUUAAAAUUCUAAACUAAUAUUAAGAUCCUCAUAACUUACCCCAAAUCGAUUGUUAACCUAACAUAUUCCAACUCACCCAGUUAAAAGGACAUCUGAGAAAUCUAAGAUUACUAGGUUUCAUUAUUAACAUUUGACAAUUUUGAGUACUAUUCCUUGUUUUACUUCGCUUAUUUUAUCAGUCUUUCUAUUCAAAUUCCUAAUUUACUUGAUUUAUGAAUUACUUGCAAUAUUUGCAUCCAUUUCUAUUUAUUUAUUAAGUGUCAUGUGA
Paramecium octaurelia is the source of this 1076-nucleotide messenger RNA. NCBI's taxonomy places the organism in Eukaryota, Ciliophora, Oligohymenophorea, Peniculida, Parameciidae. The record is from the annotation of a GenBank genome assembly.